This is a messenger RNA of Drosophila ficusphila, 849 nucleotides long. RefSeq lists its product as uncharacterized. The record is from RefSeq and is a predicted model, not a curated record. The transcript is spliced from 3 exons. Bases 138 to 797 code for a protein of 219 amino acids. Lineage: Eukaryota; Metazoa; Arthropoda; Insecta; Diptera; Drosophilidae.
CGUAGUGCAUAUUCAACUUUAAAAUCAAACGAGCAAGCAUUGGUUUAUCCCCCAAACCUCGCUCGAACCAAAUUUUGUAGUAAACAUAUUCGAAAAACAAAUACAAAAUACGACUACCUUCUAAACAGAACUAAAUUAUGAGUAAAACAAACCUUUCAGAUCCGUCGGCGUUUCUGUAUUUGGAUAUGCUGGCCGAUGUUUUAAUGCAUGACACCCUUGAAAUGGAGUCCGAUUUUAAUACCAAGAUGCAGUUCAUCAAGGAGCAGGAGCAAAAGGUUCUAGACAAUGGCAAAAAUUUACUGUCGGUGAACCAAUUCCUUGGCUCGGUAAACCGCUCCAUGCUUAAGCUGGAAAUGGAGCUGAAUGAGAACGAAACAAACUUGCUCGAAGCGGAGAAGGCAGUUACUCGAUUGGAGAAAAGAUGUCCCAGUGCUGAUAGGAAAACUUGCCGCGUGCAUCCUUUGGUUCGUGCCACCUACGAAGAUUUGUUAGGUCUGCUCCUUUCCACCGAACAAACAGCAUCUCAGUGCAACCAAAUGAGGGAUCAGAUCAUGAUGUACGGCAAAGAAGCGGCUGAGAAAGUAGCGCCUGCAAAUGUGGUCAAGAAAAUCAUCGAUUACCACAACAGCACCCUCGAAUCUCUGGAGAAGCAUAUUGUAAACCUGCAAAGCCAGGUUACAAAGGUGCAAAAGGAGUUCGAUCAGCUAAGUAAAAAGUUGGAAGUACAAAACCUCCUUCGCAAAGGAAACGAAAAAUCAAAGCCCAAGGACGUUUGUGAGAUACAACUAGGCAUGUAAUCCGACAACUGAUAACAUAAUAUAUCCAUACGAAUCUUAAAAAUGCUUACAA